Molecule: messenger RNA, 366 nt
Organism: Ostertagia ostertagi
Lineage: Eukaryota; Metazoa; Nematoda; Chromadorea; Rhabditida; Trichostrongylidae
Source: the annotation of a GenBank genome assembly
AUGCGAGCGUUGAACUUUCCGAGACUACGAAAUUCACUGGAGGCAGAAGCUGUAAAAUGGGCUGUCAAGCAAAACGAAGAUCUGCCUGCAAUACUUCUAUGGUUCAUCUGCUCGCAUGACUGUGCUAUGCCGAAUUUGCAUAUGGUCUGCUUGGCCUACAUUUCCAGCACUCAUGCAAUACAGUACAUGCGUGACUACACCGAUGGUUCAAUGAUAAUAUCUGUGGCCAAAGCCGAUCCAGAAAUGGCCGAGAAACUGAACAAACGUCAGGGUAUUCUGCGACCAACACCACAUCAACGAAUAAUGACAAGCAUACGAUGUGGUGGAAAGGUGCGAACCGUGGCGCGAGUUGAAGUUCCUUCGUAG